GCCCUAUGAAUCCCAUGACACAGUUGUACUACAAGAAGGCGACGUACUCGCCGUACCGCGACCGCAUCCCGCUUCAGAUCGUCCGGGCGGAGGUGGAGCUGUCCGCGGAGGAGAGGGCCUACCUCACCGCUGUGGAGAAAGGUGACUAUGCGGGUGUCAAGCAUGCCCUGCGCGAGGCGGAGGUCUACUACAACAUGGACGUGAACUGUCUGGACCCGCUGGGCCGCAGCGCGCUCCUCAUCGCCAUCGAGAACGAGAACCUGGAGAUCAUGGAGCUCCUGCUCGACCAUGGCAUCCACACUGGCGACGCCCUGCUCUACGCCAUCAGGAAGGAGGUGGUGGGCGCCGUGGAGCUGCUGCUGUCGCACAGGAGGCCCAGCGGCGAGAAACAGGUUCCCUCGCUGAUGAUGGACAGUCAGUUUUCAGAGUUCACCCCGGACAUAACUCCCAUCAUGCUCGCUGCUCACACCAACAACUACGAGAUCAUCAAGCUCCUCGUCCAGCGGAAGGUCACCAUUCCCAGACCACACCAGAUACGAUGUGAUUGUGUCGAGUGUGUUUCCAGUUCAGAGGUCGACAGUCUUCGACAUUCCAGGUCUCGACUCAACAUCUACAAGGCUCUGGCCUCGCCCUCCCUCAUCGCGCUUUCCAGUGAAGAUCCCAUCCUCACUGCCUUCAGACUGGGCUGGGAACUCAAAGAGCUCAGCAAGGUGGAGAACGAGUUUCGUCAGGAGUACGAGGAGCUGUCGCAGCAGUGCAAGCGGUUCGCCAAAGACCUUCUGGACCAAGCCAGGAGUUCUAGAGAGCUGGAAACCAUCCUGAACCACAGAGACAAUGACCAGAGCGAGGAACUGGACCCCAGGCAGUGCCACGACCUGGCCAAGCUCAAACUGGCCAUCAAAUACCACCAAAAAGAGUUUGUGGCCCAGCCCAACUGCCAGCAGCUGCUGGCCACGCUGUGGUACGACGGCUUCCCGGGCUGGAGGAGACGGCACUGGGCGGUCAAACUGGUCACCUGCUUCAUCAUUGGACUCCUGUUUCCUUUCUUCUCACUGAUCUACCUGUUGGCGCCAAAGAGCGCUCUGGGGCGCUUCAUCAAGAAGCCUUUCAUCAAGUUCAUCUGUCACACGGCGUCCUACCUGACCUUCCUCUUCCUCCUGCUGCUGGCCUCGCAGCACAUCGCCCGGACCAACCUGCACAUGCAGGGACCCCCGCCCACCCUCGUCGAGUGGAUGAUUCUCCCGUGGGUAGUGGGGUUCAUCUGGGCAGAGAUUAAGGAGAUGUGGGACGGGGGAUUCACAGAGUACAUCCACGACUGGUGGAACCUGAUGGACUUCGCUAUGAACUCCCUCUACCUGGCCACCAUAUCACUGAAGAUAGUGGCCUACGUGAAGUAUAACUCCUCUCGACCCAGGGAGGAGUGGGAGAUGUGGCACCCCACGCUGAUAGCCGAGGCUCUGUUCGCCAUCGCCAACAUCUUCAGCUCGCUCAGACUCAUCUCCCUCUUUACAGCCAACUCCCACCUCGGGCCACUGCAGAUCUCACUGGGCAGGAUGCUGCUGGACAUCCUCAAGUUCCUCUUCAUUUACUGUCUGGUCCUGCUGGCGUUUGCCAAUGGUCUGAACCAGCUGUAUUUCUACUAUGAGACCAAGGCCUCAGAAGAACCCAACAACUGCAAGGGCAUCCGCUGUGAGAGGCAGAACAACGCCUUCUCAACGUUAUUCGAGACCCUCCAGUCUCUGUUCUGGUCGAUAUUCGGGCUGCUGAAUCUGUACGUGACCAACGUGAAGGCCCGCCACGAGUUCACAGAGUUCGUCGGGGCGACCAUGUUCGGGACGUACAACGUCAUCUCGCUGGUGGUCCUGCUCAACAUGCUCAUCGCCAUGAUGAACAACUCCUACCAGCUCAUCGCUCAACAUUUGGACCACGCCGACAUCGAGUGGAAGUUUGCCCGCACCAAGUUGUGGAUGAGCUACUUCGACGAGGGCGGCACGCUGCCGCCUCCGUUCAACAUCAUCCCCAGCCCCAAGUCCAUCCUCUACCUGCUCGUGUGGCUCCACAACAAGCUGUGCAGAAGAGGCCAUGCGCCCGGGGAGGAAACACACAAAUGUGAAAACCUCCGAGAGUUCACGGAACGCCACGCUGACAGUCUGAUACAGAACCAGCAUUACCAGGAAGUGAUCCGGAGCCUGGUGAAGAGGUACGUGGCAGCCAUGAUCCGCAGCGCCAAGACGGACGAGGGACUAACGGAGGAGAACUUUAAGGAGUUGAAGCAAGACAUCUCCAGUUUCCGCUACGAGGUCCUGGAUCUCCUAGGCAACCGGCGGCCUCCCCGGCGACACUACUCCUCCUCCAGUGAGGCAGCUCGAGACGACGGCGCCAUGGCAUCGGAGGACGACAGCGAGUCGGGCGACGGCGGCAGCGGAUGCCCGAGGUCAAAGAGCGUGACGUUCGUGACCCCGGGGGAGGGCGAAGCGGGGUCACCAACGCUUGGCGUGUCCGCCCUGGUGCGCUCAAUUUCUGGGCUGACCCGGACAGAUAGAGAGGGAGAGGGAGAAGGGGAGGAGGAGGAGGAGGAGGAGCUGGAGGAGGGCGUUGGAUGGGGGAAAGAGGAGGAGGACGAGGAGGGGAAACCAAAGAGCAACGGGCUGAAGACGAGCGUCAUCACUCCAUCCUCCUCCUCCACCACCAGCCUUCCCUGCCCGUCUUCAUCCUUCUCCUCGUCCUUCUCCUCGUCGUUUGCUCGCACCAGGACCCGCCUGCAGCGCCUCUCGGCUCCGGGAUCAAAGACGGACUCUUUCAAGCGCCUCUCCUACCUGUUCUCGCGCUCCAAACGCAGAUCCCCGCCCAUGCCUCUCCCGCUCCAGUCCCCGCCCUCCUACACCAUCUCCGACGGGUUGCUCCGCCCCCUGGGCAGCUCUCACUCCGACUUCGGACUCAGCGGCGUGACCCGAAGCGAGACCCGCCUGAACGAGGUGGGCCGCUCGGUCGACGUCAGUAACCCUUCGUUAUCCCCGCGGAGAGCGAACGGGCGGGACUCGCUCCUGGCUCUGCCCCUCCCGCCCCCGUGCCCCUGCCAGUCCCUACACUGUGCUUCCAACAUGUCCGAGUCCAGCUCGCGCCUCCUGGACUCCAGCGAGGACAUUUUCCAGGGAGGCGCGGGAGGAGUGGGCGAGGGCGACGUGGACGGAGGAGGGGCAAGAAGAGGAGGAGGGCUGAUGAUGAUUGGCGGGUAUAUGGGACCCUGCGACGAUGUCACAGAGGACAGCUGUGAGGUCAUAGAGGACUCCGUCACCACGCAGCUAUAGGAGAGAAGGACAACCAAACUGUUUUUCUUUGUUUUGCAGAAUGGCUGAACAAGUUCAGAGGGGGAGAGACAGAGAGAGGGGGGGGGGGGGGCGGAGGGGUAUCAGUGAUGGUUCUGGUGACUCGAGCCAGGACAGAAGAGAUCCGGACAGACAGUUUGACAUCAUCUGGUUGGAAGAUGGCAGGGACACAUCAUUGUCCACUCUCAGUUUGAAAAGAAUGCCCGUCACUAGCUAUACAGAGUGGGCUAGCUAGCUAGAGAGCGAGAGAGCUACCAAAGUAACCCGCCAGUCAGUGGUAACUUCAGAGUGGUUUUCAAGCCACUCAGAUGAUCUUACUCAGUGAGAUUCAUUACUUUUAUUUACUGUAAAACCCGGAUUGAGAACGAUUUAAAAUGAGUUGCCAUGUUGUUAGACGCACUGCAUACUGUCUGUUCCCCUGAGCCUUUCCUGCUUUAGGCUUCACGUGCCGAUACCAUCACACCCGCAGAUAGUCUCUGGGAAGGUUUUACGCUCAGUAUAAACCCCGUAGUUCAAAAUUUCUUAACACUAAGAGUAACAAUUGUCUUUUACAUGUCUCCUUUGUUAGUCAUAAAACCACAGCAAACUGUCUUUAUCAGCGUCUGCCAUUUUCCACGCAUGGCACAAGAGAAGAACAGAGGAGAUUUAAAAGGGUACAAAUGCGUCCUCUUUUCUCUGGGAGAUGCAAACAGGCAUGAAUAUUACGGAAUUAUGAGGAGACCAAAGUGACUGUUCAGAAGGGAAAUAUCGUCAAUAGUCCCUGUCUUGGUUUUCUGAACACAUGAUUUCUUCUUUCCCUUUAAACAAACUUCAAAUCUGCGGCGGAAUAACAAUGGAAUUAAAUCCUCUUAAAACCACAGGGAUUUAAACGGAGCUACCUUGAACCUCGGUUCACUUCACCUUCAGCCAAAUGGAAUGAGUCCCACUGGAAUAACGUCCCCUUUAACUGUGGAAUUUGAUGGAUUUAACCGAAUCGCUGGGCUGAAAGGGAACGACAUGGAACCAUUGCUCUGCUGCACCCUCUCUCUCUGCAUCAACAAGGGCCAAGGAACUUUAUUUUAUCCUAAUAUCAGUUAUACUAGUAAUAAUAAUAACGAUAAUAAUAAUAAUAAGAGACUUCUAAUAAUGAGGACUAUUCUGGUUUCUAAAGACUGUCUUUGCUUCUAUUUGAGUUGCCUGCGAUAUCCUGGCUUCUCGUUCAGCUCUUCCUUAAUACGUACACUUUAACCUGAUGAAUACAAAUAUACAGUGAUAUUUAUUGUGAGGAGGAGGGAUGAUGGAUGUGUGAAUGCGUGGAAAGGAGAGAAAAAAGGAGGACAGAGGAAAGGAGGACUUACUGGAGGUAAGGACAAAAGGGAAGAAGAGGAAUUAAGGACAGAUUGAGUGGACAGAGUGAAUGAGGAGCAGACGGAGAGAGCAGAAGCGCAUUUGCCUUUGUAUCUGGGAAAUCUGUUUAAAAAAGGGAAAUUUCACCAGAAUUUCAUCAUGAUUUUUUCUCUCUCUCUCUCUCUCUCUCUCUCUCUCUCUCUCUCUCUCCUCUCCUCUCUCUCUCUCUCUCUUGAAGUCGCUCGGCGCUGCGACUUCAAAAAGUUGGCAUGAGCAGAGGCUUUUGAAUUUUACUCGAUUAUUGUGUCAGAGGCAAAAAUAGAGAAGUUAUGCAUGUUUGAUCAACAAAAACCCCGUUACCUGCAACACACACACACACACACACACACACACACACAUAUAUAUAUUUAUACAAACACACACUUGGGAUAUCAGCUUGUGUGAUGAGUAGCUCCUGGCCAAAUGUCUUGCCCUUUAUGAGAUUUCUCCAGAGUCUCCCUCUUCUUUCUCUUUCUCUCAAUUAUUUUGCCUAUUUACUUUCUCCAUACCUUUCUUUCUUUUCCUUCACCAGACAAUCAACACAAACACACACACACACACACACACACACACACAGACACACACACACACACACACACACGUAGACUCAGGCCUCCGGCAGACGCUGUGACCUCACCACCAGCUGUCUUGGCAUCAGCGGUGGCAGCAGAAGGUUUCAACCAUUUCCGACGAAUCAACAUCCCAAAAUGUCAAGGUGUAGCCAUGGAGACCCGAUUACACCGCUUGACAUCCUGUAAUUAUAGUGUCACGUCCAGAGCCAGAAAAUCAAGCGCUGCAUCCUAGCGUGGAUGCAGCAGUUGGUGAUGACACCAAUCUCUUUUUUAUUUUAUUUAACGAUCCAUUUCAUAUCCUUCUACAGCCGACCAGCAACCCGGAGCGACAGACAUCUAACGUUAACCCUUACUUUAACCACAACCAUUCCUCACCAGAAAAAGAAAAGAACUGUAAAAUGACCCACAGUACCUACCCCAUUUCCCUGAGGAACUCCAAAAAUUAGUAACAUUAUUUUCUUACCCACAGUUUCUUGACUAUCAUCUUUUUCCAACUUUAACCAAAGUUUUUGUGCCUAAACGAACCUUAAAGACCCCCUCCAGACACGUUUUAAACUAUGUAAAAAUACUCUACCAUGGUUAAUAAUUAGUUUAACAUGGUUUUCCAACAUAAAAAGU
Messenger RNA from Etheostoma spectabile (orangethroat darter), 5881 nucleotides. RefSeq names its product transient receptor potential cation channel, subfamily C, member 5a (gene trpc5a). Lineage: Eukaryota; Metazoa; Chordata; Actinopteri; Perciformes; Percidae. Gene Ontology annotation, cellular component: cation channel complex; plasma membrane. Gene Ontology annotation, biological process: regulation of cytosolic calcium ion concentration; calcium ion transmembrane transport. The record is from RefSeq and is a predicted model, not a curated record. The coding region runs from base 6 to 3308 and encodes 1100 amino acids. Gene Ontology annotation, molecular function: inositol 1,4,5 trisphosphate binding; store-operated calcium channel activity; protein binding. The transcript has 18 exons.